Mesitornis unicolor (brown roatelo) is the source of this 3982-nucleotide messenger RNA. It is a transcript of the gene ZFPM2, whose product is annotated as zinc finger protein, FOG family member 2. Gene Ontology annotation, cellular component: nucleus. NCBI's taxonomy places the organism in Eukaryota, Metazoa, Chordata, Aves, Mesitornithiformes, Mesitornithidae. Gene Ontology annotation, molecular function: RNA polymerase II-specific DNA-binding transcription factor binding. The transcript is spliced from 4 exons. The coding region runs from base 1 to 2994 and encodes 997 amino acids. The record is from RefSeq and is a predicted model, not a curated record. Gene Ontology annotation, biological process: positive regulation of transcription by RNA polymerase II; heart development; cell differentiation.
AUGCUGGCAAUAGUCGUGCUGCAGCAAGGGAAAGAGCUGCCCCUUACACUGACACAGAUGCCAGGAGGGCAGCUUUGGUGUACUACGACCAAGGCCAUCUCUGAGGGCGAAGAGCUGAUUGCCUUUGUUGUAGAUUUUGACUCGAGGCUGCAAGCUGCUAGUCAGAUGACUCUCACAGAAGGGAUGUAUCCUGCACGCCUGCUGGACUCCAUACAGUUGCUCCCUCAACAAGCCGCAAUGGCAUCUAUUUUGCCUACGGCUAUUGUGAACAAGGACAUAUUCCCUUGCAAAUCCUGUGGCAUUUGGUAUCGAAGCGAGCGGAAUCUGCAGGCCCACCUCAUGUAUUACUGCAGUGGGAGGCAAAGAGAGGGGCCUCAGCUGUCGGAGGAGAAUGAAGAUAGUGCUCAGCAGAUAUCCAGCAUCUGCCCCUUUCCGCAGUGCACCAAAAGUUUUUCUAAUGCAAGAGCUCUGGAAAUGCACCUAAAUUCUCACAGUGGAGUGAAAAUGGAAGAAUUUCUCCCGCCCGGUGCUAGUCUGAAAUGCACAGUUUGUACUUACACUGCAGACUCAGUGAUUAACUUUCAUCAGCACCUGUUCUCGCAUCUUACUCAAGCUGCCUUUAGAUGCAAUCACUGCCAUUUUGGCUUCCAAACUCAGAGGGAGCUACUGCAGCACCAAGAGUUACAUGUUUCUGGCAACAAAAUUCAGAGAGAAAGUGACAUUGAACACUCUCCAAGUGGAAAUGAAGAAGGUUUACAGCCAGCGUCAGACCUAUUGAGCAGAAAUGAUGUUCCCCAGAGCCAAAAGACCAUGCAGACUAAAGAUGCAAGUUCUGAUACAGAGCUUGAUAAAUGUGAAAAAAAGGCUCCACUUUUCCUUCCAAACCAGAGACCAGAAACCCAGCCUGCCACAAAUAAGCAGAGUUUUUCGUACACUAAAAUAAAAUCUGAACCAUCCAGUCCAAGACUUGCUUCAUCGCCAGUUCAGCCUAAUAUUGGUCCUUCUUUCCCAAUGGGACCUUUUCUUUCCCAGUUUGCUUUUCCCCAAGACAUCACUGUGGUUCCUCAGGCUUCAGAGAUACUAGCCAAAAUGUCUGAACUGGUCCAUCGAAGACUGAGGCAUGGAAGUAGCAAUUAUCCUCCUGUAAUUUACAGUCCUUUGAUGCCCAAAGGGGCUACAUGUUUUGAGUGUAACAUAACAUUCAAUAAUUUGGACAACUACUUGGUACACAAAAAGCAUUACUGCAGCAGCCGAUGGCAGCAGAUGGCAAAGUCACCAGAUUUUUCCAGUGUUCCAGAAAAAAUGCCAGAAGCUGUAAGUCCCAGUAAUGGUCAAAGCUCUAUAAACAUCCUGAAUGCAGCUUCUCACACAUCAGAUCCAGAGAAUCAGCUUCUGCAGACGUCGUGCAUAAACUCUUCCAAUGUUUUAGAUUUGAUUGGGCCAAACAAUAAAAGUCAUGAAAAAGACUUUACAGCACAAUCUAAGAAGUUGUCAACUGCAAGCAACGGUGAUGAGAAGAUAAAUGGAAAACCUCCUGAUGUGAAGAAUCCCAACGCUCCUUUAGUAGAAGGGGAGAGUGAUCCCAACAAGACCACAUGUGAAGCUUGUAAUAUUACUUUCAGCAGACAUGAAACGUACAUGGUCCACAAGCAGUAUUACUGUGCUACUCGCCACGAUCCCCCACUGAAGAGGUCCGCUUCCAACAAAGUGCCUGCCAUGCAGAGAACAAUGCGUACCCGGAAGCGAAGGAAGAUGUAUGAGAUGUGCCUACCAGAGCAAGAGCAAAGGCCACCACUUGUUCAACAGCGAUUUCUAGAAGUGGCCAAUCUUGGCAAUCCUUGUACAUCUACUCAAGAGUCAACAGAAGGCCUUGGGGAAUGUUACCACCCACGAUGUGAUAUCUUUCCAGGAAUAGUCUCGAAGCAUCUGGAAACAUCACUGUCUAUUAACAAGUGUGUUCCAGUUUCAAAGUGUGAUACUCCCCACUCCACCGUAUCUUGCUUGGAGAUGGAUGUGCCAAUAGAUCUCAGCAAAAAAUGCUUACCUCCGUCAGAGAGGACAUCCACUUCUCCCAAAAGGUUGCUGGACUACCAUGAGUGCACAGUGUGCAAGAUCAGUUUUAACAAGGUAGAGAACUACCUAGCUCACAAGCAAAAUUUUUGCCCUGUCACUGCCCAUCAGCGUAAUGACCUGGGACAGCUUGACAGUAAGGUGUUUCAAAACCCAGAAAGUGAAAGAAACAGCCCAGAUGUCAGUUAUGAAAGAAGCAUAAUCAAAUGUGAGAAAAAUGGAAACUCAAAACAGUCCUCUCCUAAUGGAAACUUAUUUUCCACACACUUAGCAACACUUCAAGGACUAAAAGUCUUUAGUGAAGCGGCCCAGCUUAUUGCUACAAAAGAAGAAAACAAACAUUUGUUUCUUCCACAAUGCCUUUACCCUGGAGCAAUAAAGAAAGCUAAAGGAGCAGAUCAGCUUUCUCCAUAUUAUGGAAUAAAGCCAAGCGAUUACAUUUCUGGUUCUCUCGUCAUUCAUAAUACUGAUUUAGAUCAAAGCACAAAUACACAAAUAGAAAGUGAAUCUCCUAAAGGCCAGGUGCCUUCGAAUGGAUGUGCUGUGCAGAAGAAAGAGUCUCUUCCGCUGUUGCCGAAAAACCGAGGCAUGGUAAUAGUUAAUGGGGGACUGAAACAGGAGGAAAGGCCUGCCGCAAACCCACAACAGGAGAACAUUUCCCAGAACCCUCCACAUGAGGAAGGGCACAAGUCUCCUUCUUGGAUCUCUGAGAAUCCCUUAACUGCAAAUGAAAACGUCUCUCCAGCAAUUCCUACAGCAGAGGAACAGUUGUCUAGUAUAGCUAAAGGCGUGAAUGGUUCUACCCAGGCCCCAAGCAGUGGAAAGUAUUGCCGACUGUGUGACAUCCAGUUCAACAAUCUUUCAAACUUUAUAACUCAUAAGAAGUUUUAUUGCUCGUCACAUGCAGCAGAACAUGUCAAAUGAAACAAUCGGUCGGUCACCUUUGGUACCUGUGUUUAGCAUAUUGUUCCAUACAGUCUAAAGCAAGCUGUUUGAAUUACAUCUGGACAAUCAGGAGGUUUCACUAUUGCUGAGUUGAAGACUUAAAGGUGUAAUUUCAUUACAGUCCAUUAGUAAAGUGUAUUAUUGGUGCCAUUUUCAAAAAUAUUAAUUUAUUUUACCAGCAGUAUUCAUAGCUGUAGUUAUGUUAUUUUUUAUUUAAAAACUUUAUAUUAAAGUCAUUUGUAAUGUUAUUGUAUAGUUAUUGUGUAGCACAUAUGGUUUGCACUGUAUAGUAGAUUUUAAAGAAAAUAGUCACAAACAAUACAGAAAAGCAUUUUAGAAAUAGCUUCAAAAGCACUUGUGUAUCCUGAUUUUUUUUCUUCUAUGCUGUUGCAGAAGUAUGUAUAUGCUAAAAUAUAACUUGCAAAGAAGUUUCAACUAUGCUGUAAAGUUCGCCUUAAAUUUCAAUUUUUUGAACAAUUGGGCUCAGUUUGCACUUUAUAUUUUAGCAGAUACAGUACCUUAGUCAUUAGGCUUUGCAUUUGUAUGUAGCAGUAUGUUUCUGUCCACUUUCUUAAUCUGAAACGUACGUUAAAUGAAGAUGGCAAUUUUUUUCUUGUAUAGUACUUGUAUUUUCUUUUGCUGAUGCAUCUCUGUCUCAAUUUUUAAACCUUUGCUGUUAAAUGCAAUACUUUAUAAAGAAUGAACAAAAUUACUGGAAGCAGUAUUGUAAAUGAUGAGGUCAUAUCAAUCAGUUUUAUCUUUUGAAAGGCACAGUCUAAAACAAAACCCUAAACUCAAUGCUGCAGUUAUGAAUCUAAUUCAUAUAUAAGAUAUAUUUAAAUAUAAGAGUAGCAAUACUGCAACUGGUGAUCACAAAGAUAAUGUUCUACUUCUGAUAGAAAUAAUUUCUCAACAAAUGUUGUUACUAUGCAUGUAUAUGGAUGGAAUAAAAUUCCAGGUCAUUGGA